Aureobasidium melanogenum CBS 110374 is the source of this 1083-nucleotide messenger RNA. RefSeq lists its product as uncharacterized. The record is from RefSeq and is a predicted model, not a curated record. NCBI's taxonomy places the organism in Eukaryota, Fungi, Ascomycota, Dothideomycetes, Dothideales, Saccotheciaceae. Bases 1 to 1083 code for a protein of 360 amino acids. The transcript has 2 exons.
AUGGCUACUGCUACUGUGACCAGCGCACCUAUCGACAAGGAGUGGAACGAACCUCCUAAAGUGACCGUUCAGGCUGUCCCACCUGUUCAGGUCCAUGACACUCCAAUUCUCAACGUCCUUGACGAGUCAGUCCACUAUGGCGACUUCCGUGAUGAUCUUGCCCGUGAUGGCUACUGUGUAGUCAAGAAUGUUCUCGAAAAGGAAAAGGCUCUCAAAUACGCCGAGGACAUCAAAGACUGGCUCGAGAGUUUUGGACUCGGCUACAAGAGGGAUGACCCCUCUACUAUUCGCGAAGAGUGCCUCCCUAUUAUUCACCAAAAGGGCCUUGUUCAAGCAUACGGUGCUACUCACGAAUCUUUCACAUGGGGUGUCCGUUCUGAACCAGCUGUUAUUGACGUCUUCGCGAAACUCUAUGACACUGAGGAUCUGAUCUGCUCGUUCGAUGCUGUCAACGUAUCGCUUGCCAACCGUCAAGAUCUUCCCGCCAACGGUGCCUGGCCUCACCAAGAUCAAGACCCAGAGCGUGGAGGUCUACGUUGCGUUCAGGGUUUCGUCAACCUCUUGCCCAACGGUCCUGAGGAUGGUGGUCUCCUUGUCUUGAAGGGUGGCCACAAGGUCAGCGAGGAGUACCACAACGUUUUCAGAAAUGAAGAACGUGGCUUCAGAUGGACAAACGAGAUCUACUUGUUCAAGGAGACUGGUCUCAAAUGGUUGGCCGACAGAGGUUACGAAUGGGUCAAGGUCGAUGCCGAGCCUGGUGAUGUCGUUCUGUGGGAUUCUCGCACUCCUCACUACAACGCUUCCCCCAAGCAGAACACUGACAGAUUUGUUGUCUACGUCUGCAUGUUGCCAGUCUCGACAGCAACUCAGGAUGACCUCAAGCUCAAGAAGAAGCUGUUCGAGGAGCAGCAUGGCCACAGCCACUGGCCCAUGGCUCUUCAGCCUUUCAUCAAGGAGUACCUGACGCCCAUGCGUAAUGGCAAGCCUGAUCCUCUCAACACAUGGAAGCCUCGCCAGCCACCACAGCUUAGCGAGAGAGGCUACAAGCUGACUGGUAUUCCAUACAUCAAGGCUGAAGCUUAG